AUGGCGGCCGUUUCUUCAAGUGUUUCGCCAUCCCUUCGCUGCUUGAGAUCUGCAUGUCCCGAUUCGUCUCCCGCUCUCGUAUCCUCGACGCGGGUGUCGUUCCCGACGAAGAUUUCGUAUCUCUCCGGUAAAUCUUCCAAUCGUGGCGAUGAAAUGGGUAAGAGAAUGGAGCGAUUCGUUAGAAGCGUCGAUGGGAAAACAUCUGACGCAUCUUUCUCCGAAGCUUCGUCUGCAGCUCCAAAAUCGAAGGUGAGGAAGCACACAAUUUCAGUAUUUGUUGGAGAUGAAAGCGGAAUGAUUAACAGGAUUGCAGGAGUAUUUGCAAGGAGAGGAUACAAUAUUGAGAGUCUUGCUGUUGGCCUAAACAGAGACAAGGCUCUUUUCACCAUAGUUGUCUGUGGAACUGAAAGGGUACUUCAGCAGGUCAUCGAGCAACUCCAGAAGCUCGUUAAUGUUUUAAAGGUUGAAGAUAUCUCAAGUGAGCCGCAAGUGGAGCGUGAACUGAUGCUUGUGAAAGUGAAUGCACAUCCAGAAUCCAGGGCAGAGAUCAUGUGGCUAGUUGACACAUUCAGAGCACGGAUUGUAGAUAUUGCGGAAAAUGCACUGACUAUUGAGGUAACUGGAGAUCCUGGGAAAAUGAUUGCUGUAGAAAGAAAUUUGAGAAAGUUUCAGAUCAGAGAGAUUGCCAGGACUGGAAAGAUAGCACUGAGAAGGGAAAAGAUGGGUGCUACUGCUCCAUUUUGGCGAUUUUCAGCAGCAUCUUAUCCAGAUCUCAAGGAGCAAGCACCUGCGAGUGUUCUUCGAGGUAGCAAAAAAGGAGCUACGGUCCCUCAAAUUGAAACAACAGCAGGGGGAGAUGUUUAUCCUGUUGAGCAAAAUUCUGACCUCAUGGUACAUCGUGUUCUCGACGCUCAUUGGGGACUUCUCACGGAAGAAGAUACGAGUGGACUACGGUCACAUACUCUAUCUUUGCUUGUAAACGAUGCUCCAGGAGUCCUUAAUAUUGUUACUGGCGUUUUCGCUCGAAGGGGAUACAAUAUUCAGAGCUUGGCUGUAGGACAUGCUGAAACCAAGGGCAUUUCACGCAUUACAACAGUUAUUCCUGCAACAGAUGAAUCAGUCAGCAAAUUGGUGCAGCAGCUUUAUAAACUGGUAGAUGUGCAUGAGGUCCAUGAUCUUACUUAUUUCCCAUUUGCUGAAAGAGAACUGAUGCUGAUUAAGAUUGCUGUGAACGCUGCCGCGAGAAGAGAUGUUCUGGACAUUGCUAGUAUUUUCAGGGCAAUAGCUGUUGAUGUAUCCGAUCAUACAAUUACUUUGCAGCUUACUGGGGAUCUAGACAAGAUGGUUGCUCUACAAAGGUUGUUAGAGCCGUAUGGUAUAUGCGAGGUUGCAAGAACAGGGCGUGUGGCAUUGGCUCGUGAAUCGGGAGUGGACUCCAAGUAUCUUCGUGGUUACUCUUUUCCUUUAUCCGGUUAA
Molecule: messenger RNA, 1476 nt
Organism: Microthlaspi erraticum
Lineage: Eukaryota; Viridiplantae; Streptophyta; Magnoliopsida; Brassicales; Brassicaceae
Source: the annotation of a GenBank genome assembly